GGAUAUGUUUUCAGCUGGAAUCUUAUCAUCACAAAGAAGUGAAGUCACAAAUAAGGCAAUAUCAUUCAAUGCAAAAGCAACAACAAACCUGUUUGAAUUCUAUCAUAUAUUUGAGCAAACAGUGAAAAGAUGGAGAAGCAAUGAAACUAGUGACAACUUCCGGAACAGAACUGAACGUCCCAAAGCCGUCAAAUCCAAAUCAAAGCUUCUGAAACAUGCAGCUGAUGUAUACACACUAGCACUGUAUAAUGACUUUGAAACAGAGUAUGAGUGGGCAAUGGCAUCAUUUUUACGAGCAUUUGCAACAGAAAACUCACAGCUGAAGUUGUUUGAAGUCUCACCAGAAGAAGAUUUCACCAAUUCACAUACAGUAGCAUACGAUGAGGCUACAACAGAAUUAGUGUGCUCAUGUCAAUGCUUCACAGAGACGGGGAUGCUUUGCUUUCACAUAAUAAGGGUCAUGCACAUGUUCAGCAUAUUUCAAAUACCACAAAAUAUAUCCUUAAGAGAUGGACAAGACUUGCAAAGUCAGCAGUAUGGGAGAAUGUUCAAGACAAGGACCAAAGCCAAAAUGCACAGUUGUGGACACCAUGGAGACAUGCAAUAACCAAGAAUUUCUACAACCUAGUGUCAAUAUGUCAAUCAAAUGAGGAUGCAAGAACAUUAUGUGACAAGUCGUUGAAGGAAUUAUACAAAUCAGUGAAAGAAGUU
Molecule: messenger RNA, 711 nt
Organism: Beta vulgaris subsp. vulgaris (sugar beet)
Lineage: Eukaryota; Viridiplantae; Streptophyta; Magnoliopsida; Caryophyllales; Amaranthaceae
Product: protein FAR1-RELATED SEQUENCE 9-like
Exons: 2
Coding region: 5-607 (200 amino acids)
Biological process (GO): regulation of DNA-templated transcription
Molecular function (GO): zinc ion binding
Source: RefSeq, a predicted model, not a curated record